AUGUUUGCACGAUUCAAAACGGCCAGCAGCGGGCUUUUUGAGCGCACCUUUGUCCAGUCGCAGCGUACCAUAAUUAUGGGCCGUCUUCGUCCAUUUGCUCAGAAGAAAAAGCCCACCGUUCCGAGAGAGGAGCGCGCAAAGAAGUCCAAAAGAAUUGUCCAAUUGGUAAAGGAAGCGAUCGAGAACGACGAGCCACAUUUCACUGUGGGUGCGAAGAAAUUGUACUUCCCAUCCGCAAGGGUCACCUUAUUACGUCCCAAUGCGAAACAGACUCCAUAUCAAGCCAAAUUUCUGGUGCCCAAGUCUUUCAACAAACUGGACCUAAGAGACUACUUGUACCAUCUGUACGGCCUACGAGUUCUGAACGUGACGGUUGCCCUGACGCCCGCAACAUGGGAGUAUCCUAUCGGUCCAGGGUUCAGUUCUAGACACAGAGUCGCGCAAAAAAAGAAAAUGACUGUGGAUCUGAUCGAUCCAUUUGUGUGGCCGGAGGAGACAGAAUUUUUCAAGAACCAGGCAGAAUUCAUUGAGCAGAGAGACGCAUACAGAGACGAUAAGCUUGAAGCGAUCGGCUCGGACAAGCUGAAGCCUUCCAAGGCAUUCGAAGGAAUCAUAGACAGACAUCCGCAACCGAAGAACUUUGUUCCAAAAACAGUCGAGAGACAGAUGAGAAAUCUCAAAGACAAGGCCACGCUCCAGGAGAAGCAGCUCAGAACAGAAGAAUUCAUUUCCCAACAUAUCCAGCUAUAA
Ogataea angusta is the source of this 750-nucleotide messenger RNA. RefSeq lists its product as uncharacterized. Gene Ontology annotation, cellular component: mitochondrial large ribosomal subunit; ribosome. NCBI's taxonomy places the organism in Eukaryota, Fungi, Ascomycota, Pichiomycetes, Pichiales, Pichiaceae. The coding region runs from base 1 to 750 and encodes 249 amino acids. The transcript has a single exon. Gene Ontology annotation, molecular function: structural constituent of ribosome. The record is from RefSeq and is a predicted model, not a curated record. Gene Ontology annotation, biological process: mitochondrial translation.